CAAAGCACUGCAAAACUCAAUACAAAAACGUCGAGUCAUUUGACACAACAUUUUGUACACCAAUUGAUCCGUCGAUUACAAGACAUUAUUACCGCCGAAGAUGAUGAUGGAGACAGCCUAUGACAGCCAACCAGUGGUGGAGCCCAUCGGACACCAGUUCUCGCCAUACGCUGACAAUGGAGGUACGACUGUGGGCAUCGCGGGCGCCGACUUCGUGGUGAUGGCGUCGGACACACGACUGUCCGCCGGCUUCUCCAUCUACACCAGAGAGCAGACAAAACUCUUUCAACUGACGGAUAGGGCUGUGUUGGGGUCGACCGGCUGCUGGUGUGAUAUCUUGACGUUCCGGAAGAUACUGGAGGCCAGACUCACGAUGUACAAUCAGGACCACAACAAGACAAUGACAACGCCGGCGAUCGCGCAGUUGGUGUCCAACAUGUUAUACAAUAAGCGCUUCUUUCCGUACUAUAUCUCAAACGUGAUCUGCGGUCUGGACGAGGAGGGAAAGGGAUGUGUGUUCGCCUACGACCCGGUCGGACACUGCGAGCGCCACACCUAUCGCGUCGGCGGCUCGUCGGCCGCACUCAUUCAGCCCCUACUCGACAGUCAAGUGGGUCUCAAGAAUCAGGAGGCAGUGGUUCCCCGCGAACUGACCGUCGAUUUGGCCAAGAAGUUGGUCAAAGACGUGUUCAUAUCGGCUACAGAGCGAGAUAUCUAUUGCGGCGAUUCGGUGGACAUCCGUAUUAUCACUAAAGAUGGCAUUCAAGUGGAGAACAUGUCUUUGAGACGCGAUUAGGCCGUGAUUUGUGGCAUCAAUUCAAUGGUAAAUGUCUUUGAAUUGGUUUUUACGAUCGAAAAGAGUUUUUUGUUGCGAAGAAAAACAAUUGAUUUUCUAAUUAUUAAAGUAUUUUUUGGUUUCGACUCUAAAUUAAACAUAACUUUUUGUAUUCGUAUUGAAAGCGAG
Molecule: messenger RNA, 964 nt
Organism: Oppiella nova
Lineage: Eukaryota; Metazoa; Arthropoda; Arachnida; Sarcoptiformes; Oppiidae
Source: the annotation of a GenBank genome assembly